This is a messenger RNA of Rasamsonia emersonii CBS 393.64, 1746 nucleotides long. RefSeq lists its product as uncharacterized. The transcript has 6 exons. Gene Ontology annotation, molecular function: ATP transmembrane transporter activity; calcium ion binding. Gene Ontology annotation, biological process: transmembrane transport. The record is from RefSeq and is a predicted model, not a curated record. NCBI's taxonomy places the organism in Eukaryota, Fungi, Ascomycota, Eurotiomycetes, Eurotiales, Trichocomaceae. Bases 1 to 1746 code for a protein of 581 amino acids.
AUGCCCGCGUGCCCCUCUCCUUGUCCGCUGACUUGGCUUUUUUCUCUCUCAGCUCUCAAGAAUGCGGAUCCGAUGCUCCAGGAUGUCUUCCAGGCUGUCGAUACGAACGGCGAUGGACGGAUACAAUACGGCGAAUUCCGCAGGUUUGUCGAUCACGCUGAUAAGGCUCUGUGGGCGCUCUUUGAGACCAUCGACCGGAACCACAACGGAGAAAUCGACAAAAACGAGCUGAAGGAAGCUUUUGCCCGUGCUGGUGUCACCGUCUCGAACGCCAAGCUCGACGAAUUCUUCAGGCUGAUGGAUGUAAAUAAUGAUGGGGUGAUCAGCUACAGCGAAUGGAGGUAUGAUGUCGCCGUCUCUCCGUUGGGGCAAUUGAAUGACCCCUGUCCGACUGACCAUGCUCCAAAAAGGGACUUCCUGCUCUUCCUGCCCGCCGACUCUCCCAAUCUCCGCACCGUCCUUUCAUACUAUUCGGCCACGGGAAAUCUAAACCCGGAAGGAGAUGUUGACAUCAAUGAAACUCUGCAGGGUUUAGGUACUGGCAUCCCGCUUUUCUUCAAUCUUCUCCUGGCCGUAAGGAGUUUUUUCUCCAGUCUGUUCCUAGUCCUCGGCUGGAGAGCCACCACCACUGCUCCCCUGAGUCUGGCACCCGCUGGCGGGGCGUCGAAUGUUGAGUCAGAGGAUCUGGUUUCGUUUGAUGGCGACAUCGAGCUGGAGUGGCUUCCUCUGCCCCGGAUUGUAGCCAUAUGGAUGUCGUUCCGCUAUUAUGAACAGAAGUUGACGGAAAACACCCCUCACUUAGGUUACUUCCUUGCUGGCGGGAUUGCUGGUGCCGUGUCGCGGACAGCCACCGCGCCCCUAGACCGCCUGAAAGUCUAUCUCAUCGCCCAGACUGGCACCAAGAACCAGGCUGUCCGCGCGGCCAAGGAGGGAUCCCCGCUGCAAGCCAUUCAGGGGGGAUUUAGGACGCUCGUGGAGGCCACCAAGGAGCUGUGGCGAGCUGGCGGCAUCCGAAGUCUUUUUGCCGGCAAUGGGUUGAACGUGUUGAAAAUCAUGCCCGAGUCCGCGAUCAAAUUCGGCGCGUAUGAGGCUUCAAAACGUGCUUUUGCUCGACUUGAAGGACACAAUGAUCCGAAGCAGCUUCGACCAACGUCACAGCUCUUGUCUGGCGGGCUUGGUGGCAUGGUCUCGCAGUGUUUUGUAUAUCCUCUCGACACGCUCAAAUUUCGGAUGCAAUGUGAAACAGUCGAAGGAGGUCUCAAGGGCAACCAGCUUAUUGCUGCGACAGCCAGGAAGAUGUGGCAGACCAACGGCAUAUUUACUUUUUUCCGGGGACUGCCGCUUGGUUUGAUCGGCAUGUUCCCCUAUGCUGCGAUCGAUCUUUCGACAUUCGAGUACCUCAAGUCGAGACUUCUUGCCCGUAAGGCUCGGACUAAUCGGUGCCAUGAGGAUGACGUGCCUUUGAGCAACUUCACGACAGGAGCAAUCGGUGCAUUCAGUGGUGCCUUGAGUGCCUCUGUUGUCUAUCCACUGAAUGUUUUGCGGACACGGAUGCAAGCACAAGGCACGGUCCUGCAUCCACCAACAUAUGAUGGCAUUGUUGAUGUGGCACGCAAGACCAUCCGUGCAGAAGGUGUGCGUGGGUUCUAUAAAGGCCUCACGCCUAAUCUACUGAAAGUCGCGCCGGCAGUAUCUAUCAGCUAUGUGGUUUACGAAAACGCCAAGAGGGCUCUUGGCUUGAAGUAG